Molecule: messenger RNA, 4881 nt
Organism: Gryllus bimaculatus (two-spotted cricket)
Lineage: Eukaryota; Metazoa; Arthropoda; Insecta; Orthoptera; Gryllidae
Source: the annotation of a GenBank genome assembly
GAAAUGUUGAAGUGUCGCCAACAAGAAAAACAGUAAAUGUUUGGCUGAUUCCUUAUUAAAUAUAAAAUAUUGUGUUGUUGUGUAAUAUGAAGAAAAUUCAAACAGAUGGAACCGAGUUACAUAUGUUUGAGAUGUUUAGAUAAUUUGAAUAUGAUGUACAACAAAAUAACGUAUAAAAGUAGUAACUGAAUGUAUGAUUUUUUUCAAAGUAAGUUGGAAUUCCGAGAAGUGGGAAAGACACAUGAACGGUAUAGGCACACGAACGGUAUAUACUGUGAUUUAUUCAACUCUGCCCCUGGCAGGCUGCUGACAGUUUCAUCCAAUAGUGAUUGUUCCAAUCGCAAUUGUUUCCAAUCGCGACAGUUUCGUCCAAUCGCGAUCAUCCAAUGGCCGUUGUGACGAAAAAUCGUAGUAUAGGCAGGGUAUAGGGGAGUUACGCCGGGUCGUGGCGGGUGUUCGUUCACCAGGUUGUGCAGGUGGUGUUCUGCCGGUUAACCUUCAAAGUUUAUACACUUGUAGUUUGUUAUGAUCGGGUAUUGAAUGAUGCUGUAAAUUAUUUAUCAAUUUUUGCUUCAAUUAUUUAAAACAUUGCUCUUUGCACGUUUUUCCUGUAAGAUUUUAAAAUGGCAGAAUCAGAUUUCAAUGCUUUACUGCAUGCUGCUGAGCAACUUUCUGCAGAAGUUGAUGGAAGUCGAGAAUUACCAAAAGUUGAAAGGUCCCUUAGACAGGUUCUUGAGGCAUCUACUGAACUGUGGUCGCGUGUCACGCAGACUGGAGCACAAGAUUUACAGGCGCAUGUACUAUUGGGAUCAAAAGGAGUUGAUUUACCUCAACUUUCUCAAAAGCUUGAGACUUUAAGUACACGGAAAACCUUUGAGCCUCUCGAACCUGUACCAGAAGCUGAUAUUCAAACUUUCUUGAAAAAUGAACUUGAAAAUGCUAUAUUGUCUAUCAUUGAAGAGACCAAUAGAACCUCAUUUGAAACUGCUGAACAUCGUAUGUGGGAUGAUGUGAAUAAUCGUUGGCGUCAAGAAAAACUAAAAGCUCUUAAUGCUCUGCUUGGAUCUUCUGAUGAAAUGCUUGGCAUUUCUGCACGUCCGGAGGUAUCUAUUAUUAAUGAUGGUAGUAUAUCAUCAAGGAGUCAGUUGGAUGACCAACAAUCGGCAUAUGCUUCUGCUGUGACUGAGUACAAUAGAUUGGCCGUUCAGGGAGCCCUCCGGCCGUCAUUGAUAGACCGUUUCCAUGACGCUGUCAGAGAUUUACAUGAAAGUAAAGCUAUGGACCUUUGGAAUAUGGUAGCCUGCAUGACGGAAAUUCCUCCUCAGAGUCUUGGUGACCCUCUUAAAGCAAGAGCUACUUCAACAGUGGAGCAAACAUUGAUUACACAAGCAAGAAAGUUUUUAGAAAACAGAUAUAAAGUGUUUAUGAGAAACAAAGUGGAAUGCAACUUGCAAGAAGCCAGGAGAGGUGGUCGGCCUGGCACAUUACCUCUUGUCAUUUGUUAUGCCAAAUUACAGCAGGUAUCAGUUGUUCCUGGUUUGGAAGAAGUUACAGUUGAUGGUCAACCUUUGUGGCCAGUGGUGUAUUUUUGCCUUCGAAGUGGGGAACCAGGAGCUGCUCUUAAUGCUGCAUCUCAGGCAGGAUCUGCUCUGGAGGAGUUUGUUUCUGUACUAGAGGAAUUGGAAAAAAGCCCAGAUCGCCGCUUGAGUACACGCCUUGAGCAACACCUUAGAUUUCAUUAUCAACGCAGUGUUCGAGCAUCAACAGAUCCAUUUAAAAAAGUUGUCUACUGUGCUCUGGGUGCUUGUGAUACUGCUGAAGAACAUACAUUCAUUUUGAAAACUGCUGAUGACUACCUGUGGAUGAAACUGUGUCAGAUUAGAGAAGAUAAUUCCCAGCAACCAGGGAGUGACUCUAUUACAUACCCGCAUCUUCAGUCGUUAAUUCUUGAGGAAUAUGGUGAAAAGCACUACAAUGCAAGUGCCCAACCUCUACUUUAUUUCCAAAUGUUAUUCUUAACUGGACAGUUUGAAGCUGCUGUGGAGUUCUUAUCUCGACAGGAUCGGUUACGAACACAUGCUAUCCACAUAGCUUUGGCCUUGAGUGAGCUGCAACUUCUAGCAUUGCCUCACAGCAUCCAAGCUCCUCUGUUGUCUUCAAUGCCAGAUGAUCGGCCACCACUGCGGCGAUUGAACCUUGCGCGACUUCUAAUGCUGUAUGUACGUCGUUUUGAGUCAUCGGAUCCUAAAGAGGCUCUUCAGUAUUAUUAUUUUCUCAGAAACAUCAAGACACCAGAAGGACAGAAUUUAUUCAUGUUGUGCAUCAGUGAUCUUGUUAUGGAAGCCCGCAAUUUUGAUUUAGUUCUGGGAAGCUUGUCACUUGACGGCUGCCGUAUUCCUGGUCUGAUCGAUUCCUUCCAAGGAGUGCAGGCUGAUGCUAAACAAAUUAUUGAGUUGGUUGCAUCUGAAGCUGAACGCAAAGGACUACUUGAGGACGCUAUUCAUCUCUAUGUUCUUGCUGGAAACCACGAGAAAGUAUUAACAUUACUUACAACCCUUUUGGCACAAGUUGUCCAGCAGAUCAACAGUCCUGGUUCUGUUAGAGCUCGUCUUCAAGAAUUAGCUGCUUCGGUUUCAGCAAGAUAUGAGGGACAGCAUAUAUCAUGCUCCUCGCAGACAUCGUCUGCUUUUUUCACUUUACGUGACCUGCUAACCAUUAGUCGUGCAAAGUUAAUUCCUCUGAGUAUGGCAGAGAUGGAAGAGCGAGUUGGAAACUUUCGAAGACUCAGUGAUGAAGUGUGUCGAGCUGUACCAGAAGUUCUUUUAGCAACAAUGAACAUCCUUUAUUCAAUGUUCAACCAUAUUAAAACGGGUGGAACCAGUAGUUAUCCAGAACACAUGAGAGAUUCAACCAAAGAAAAGGUAAAAAGAAUCAGGCUGCAAAUAGACAUAAAAACUGGUAUUUCUUUAUAUCAAAUCAAACUUCAUUUUUAUAUUUCCUUCCUUAAAAAGAAUAGAAACAAUAAAUUUUGCACUAUGUUUCUAUUUACUACAUUAGCAGAAUCAGAAAAAACCAUUACUGCUUCAGAAGUGAAAUAUGUGUGGAGUGACGUUGUUGAAUUAGCACUGAAGAAUGGUGGAUGGCAAGCACUUUGGAAAAUUCCCCGAGCAACAUGCGAAAACCUUAAAAUUGAUUUUCCAACCGUUGUCUUUGUCAAUGUUCAAGAAUUGAAUUGUAAUGAACUCUCAGCCCUCAUAAACAUUGUGGCUGUUGAAGAUGAUAUUGAGGUGCCGGAAAAUCAUGAUGCCCUACUGAUUCAUCUUCAUCCUACUGUGCAACAAAACGAUGCAUCAUUAUCCAUUCAGGAUAUUGCUGAAUGUUUAGAUAAGCUUCGGUUUUUCUAUACUCACAUCUGGCAGCCUUGGGAUGAUGAAGAUGAUAAAAGUCGAGAUUGGGUAUCAAAUCGUUUGGAGCCCAGAAUGAAACUCUUUCGAGAAAUGCAGGCUGGUGUACUUAGCUCCCACACUGUAUCAUGUAUUCGAAGUUUACUUCAAGAAGCUAGAAAUCUCCAUAAACAUAAAAAGCUCCUUGAAAUGAAGGACACAGAGCAUUCAUUGCAGCCUAUGUUAAAAGAUGAUUGUGUGGAUGAUUCUCAAGAAAAAGACAUUGCUCUAGAACUCAUGGAGCUUAAGCUAAAGUGGGAUCAAAUGUGCCAGGAAAUUGAAAUGAUAGAAAACCCAUCCUUAAGGGAAAAGAUAAUAAAGCGUCGCCAGAAAGGACAGGCAUAUCAUUCAACAGGUUCUGAACAAAUCUUUAUUGUUUGGAAUGGAGGCAAUUGUAUGGAACUUCUUGAUCUGAUGAGUAAAGCACGCUCUGUUGUUUCUGAAAGUGCAGAAAUUAAACCUUGUACUUUGAUGACUGCAUUGAACUUUGUGGAAGAAGGCUGUCCCUCAUCAUCAGAAGUUAUAUUGAGUGCAGCAGAAUCAUGUGCUACCCUUGUGGACUGGGCAGGAAUCAGAAUAAAGUUUGAAGAUCUAUCGCUGUCUGCACCAGUAACACAAGCAUUGGUUGUUGUGCGAAGUGGAGUUAUGAAUGCCAAAAACUGCCAGUUUUUGUGUGAUCCUCAUAACACUUCGACUACAGGAGUGUGUAUUAUGCCUGGUGGCAGGGCUGAGUUAAUUGAAUGUGCCUUCUCAGAUUUUGAUGCUGCCCUUGCCGUACAUGCUGGAGCUACACUAACAUUAAUUCGUUGCCGAUUAUCAUCUUGUGCAAUCGGUAUUCAGGUGUAUGAUGGUGGUGAAGUAUAUUUAAAGGACUGCCUUAUACAAAAUUGUUUGGAGUAUGGCAUUGUUGUGAGAACAUUACAGAACAAUAUUCAGAAUACUGUGGGUUCUUUGUGUUUACUUGACAGUUCUGAAUCUGUUGUUGUUGAAAGCUGUAAGAUGCAAGGAAAUGCCCAGGGUGAUGUGUUUAUUUCUCCUAUGCCUUCAAAUUCUCUUCUUUAUGAUAUAAAUAUGGAUUCAGAAGAAUCAUCUCCUCAUCCUAUUUCAAGUAAAUCAGAUCUGGAGUUUGAGGAACAUUCCAACUGUUCUGCAAUAUUGACUUAAUAUGUUAAAAGAACAUUUAUUCUAUAAUUUGUUACAAAGAAUUUAAGAUUUAAUAUUCUGUUUAGUUUUGUAUCAAAUAUGUAUGUAACUUUUAUACCGAAGUUUAUUGAGAGUUAGAUAAUGCUUUUAUAUUCAGUAUAGUGUAAAUGAUUGAAGAGUGUUUCAAGUUAUGUUAAUUUUUAAAUCAAUUUUAAUAAAAUUGUGUUUCAUGUUUUGGAUAAUUAAAUUAUUCAAUGCCCCAUAUGAAUCUUUUUAGACGCAAUGACAAAUAAAC